This is a messenger RNA of Magnolia sinica, 1384 nucleotides long. Its product is annotated as CASP-like protein 2D1. The transcript is spliced from 3 exons. NCBI's taxonomy places the organism in Eukaryota, Viridiplantae, Streptophyta, Magnoliopsida, Magnoliales, Magnoliaceae. Bases 796 to 1335 code for a protein of 179 amino acids. The record is from RefSeq and is a predicted model, not a curated record.
GAUUGUAGGAUCUUUCCAGUUGUUGAUGACAUGGGCCACGAGGGACAGGCCCACAAAGAUGGACUAUCUGACUUCACCAACCUUAGAACCACGUGUACGAUGGAGAAUGGAGAGAUUCAAAAAGAUUUGGGUGGUGGCAUGCUUUCAUUCCCUUUUUCUUGUUGUAAUCAUAAUGCCAACAAAAUCCCAUUGUUUCCAUCAUUUUCAAAGUGUGAAAGCAAACCCACUACCUCCCCCUCUCCCAACCAAAGUCAAUAUUACUUUUUUUAAAAAAGGUUCUGUAAAAAGGACCCAACAACAUCCUUAAAUUAAGUGGAUUUGUAUGAUCUUGUGUCCCGUGUCUGAAGAUCCAGACCGUUGUUUGAUUAUGAUGGAAUAAUUUCUCAAAGUGGAUAAUCUUAACCCAUCAAUUGAAGUCCCACAAAUAGACGGAUGAGGAGGAAUUCAAUUUCAAUUUGGACAGCUAGGAUGUUCCGGUGAGGUAGGUUGUGGGGAACGGUCCAGAUCACUCAAACAGGAGUCCCACUUAAACAAAGGGAACAAGAGUCGUACACGUGUCAUUGCACAAGGAUCAUAAAAUCCCACCUUAGCUAAAACCAUAGUAAUAACGACAACAGCUCCAUUUCCACUCACAAACCCUUGAUUAUCUUCAUCCAUACUAUUUUUUUUUUUGGAUCCAUUUAUAAAACCCCACCUACAAUCCAAUCUCUACACUCCCCUCACAAACUACUUCAAUUAAAAACCCAAUAGCUCUCUCUCUCUCUCUCUCUCUCUCUCUGUCUGUCUGUCUGAAGGAUGAGAAAUGGUGAUGAAAACAAUCCCAAAUGCCUGAGAGUGGUAGACAUAUGUCUAAGGCUGUCUACCAUCCCACUUAGUGUGGCAUCCAUAUGGGUGAUGGCCACAAACAAGCAGUUCAAUGCUGACUAUGGGAUGCUUCAGUUCUCCAAUCUAUCUGGCCUCAAGUACUUGGUUUCCAUCAAUGCCAUAUGUGCUGCGUAUGCUCUUCUUGCUUUGGUCUUCAAUGCAUGGCUCGGAUACUUCAUCAGCGACACGAUUCUCUUUGUUUCUGAUCAGGUACUGGCUUAUUUGAUGGUGACAUCAGGGGCUGCAGUGGCUGAGAUAUUAUAUCUAGGAUAUAAGGGUGACAGGAAAGUAUCAUGGAGUGAAGCAUGCUCUUCUUAUGGCAGGUUUUGUAGCAAGGCCAAGGUGUCUUUGAUCCUACAUGCUGUGGUCUUCAUCUGUUUCCUUAUAUUAGCUGUUAUUUCAGCUUAUAGGCUUUUUACCAAGUUUGAGGCUCCUUGUAUAUCUAAGGAAGGAAAUGAGGAAGAGGAAUAGAUGUAGGAUGUGGAUGUGUUUGUCUCAAUGUAGGACUCUUUUCAAGUCU